This is a messenger RNA of Astyanax mexicanus (Mexican tetra), 1624 nucleotides long. RefSeq names its product low density lipoprotein receptor-related protein associated protein 1 (gene lrpap1). NCBI's taxonomy places the organism in Eukaryota, Metazoa, Chordata, Actinopteri, Characiformes, Acestrorhamphidae. The transcript has 8 exons. Gene Ontology annotation, molecular function: lipase binding; low-density lipoprotein particle receptor binding; receptor antagonist activity. Bases 97 to 1140 code for a protein of 347 amino acids. Gene Ontology annotation, cellular component: rough endoplasmic reticulum lumen; endoplasmic reticulum; plasma membrane. The record is from RefSeq and is a predicted model, not a curated record. Gene Ontology annotation, biological process: negative regulation of very-low-density lipoprotein particle clearance; negative regulation of receptor internalization.
GGCACAUGAUCGUUGUGUAUCCUGGACGCCGCUGCAGCAGUAGUAGCAGUAGCUAACUGCAGUGUUUGAGUGUGUUUUCUGUGUUUUAUUGUAAAGAUGGAGCUGCGCUUCUUUAUAUUGAGUGUGUGUCUCAGCGCGGGAGUGCUGGCGGGGAAAUACUCUAAAGAAAUGAACGAGCAGAAGGUUUCUAAGGAGGGUAAAACCGCGGUGGAGUUCAGAAUCGCUAAACUCAAUCAGGUCUGGGAGAAAGCUAACCGGAUGCAGCUUGCUCCGGUGAGACUGUCUGAGCUUCACAGUGAUUUGAAGAUCCAGGAGAAAGACGAGCUGCAGUGGAAGAAACUGAAAGCAGAGGGGCUGGACGAGGACGGGGAGAGAGAGGCCAAGCUCAGACGCAACUUUAACAUCAUUCUUGCUAAGUAUGGGAUGGACGGCAAAAAGGACAAUCGUGCUUUGGACAGCAACAACCUGAAAGACCAUGAUGUCAGAGAGGGAGACAUGUUUGAUGACCCCAGACUCAACAAGCUGUGGAACAAAGCCAAGAUUUCUGGAAAGUUCUCAGAGGAGGAGCUGCAGAGCCUGCGCAGAGAAUUCCAGCACCACAAGGACAAGAUCCACGAGUACAACAUAGUCAUGGAUACAGUCAGCAGGACUGAAGAAAUCCAUAAGAACGUGAUCUCCACUGUGGAGGGCGAGGGGAAGCAGUCUGCACUGCAUGAGAAACACUCUGAUCUGAAGCAGAGGAUGAGGGAUCUGAACCAGGGCUUCGAGCGUCUCCGCAGAAUCUCUCAUGAAGGCUUCAGCACUGACAAUGAGUUUAAGGAGCCCAGGGUCAUAGAGCUGUGGGAGAUGGCAAGAAGAUCCAACCUCAGUGAGGAUGAGCUUGAUUCUCUUAAAGAAGAGCUGAGGCACUUUGAGACGAAGGUGGAGAAGCACCAGCAUUAUCAGGAGCAGCUGGAGUACUCGCACCAGAAGCUGCAGCAUGUGGAGUCUCUCGGAGACCAGGAGCACAUCAUGAGACACAAGGAGAAAUACAACAACCUUGCAGAGAAAGCCAGAGAGAUGGGAUACAAGAUGAAGAAGCAUCUGCAGGAUAUAACCAAUAAACUCUCUCAGAACGGACUGCCACACAAUGAACUCUGAGCAUUAUCUCGUCCUCUCUGCGUGGUAAAAGACCAACCUCAUUACCAUGUGUCACAUUCCUCUACUCCCUCCCUCCAUCACUCACUGAUCAACAUGUAGGGUGAGCUGUUGAUUUAUAAAGCGUUUUUAUUAAAUGAAGUUACACACAUGGCGACACUGCUAAGCACUGAAUUGGCGUUUUAUAUGAUUAAUACUAGAUCAAUUUCACUGGAAGUGGAUUGUUUUUUGGUACGAAUGCAUUUGUAUGUUACCUGUGUUACAUUUUACACCCAAGCAUUACCCUCUUAUAGCUGAUGUGGCUUGACUGCUAAUGUAGUUAUCAGAGGCUUUACUGGAUUGGCUGCAUUUUCAACCUGAACACUGUUUGUUUUAGUAAAAAGCAGCUUGUUGUUAUUGAAAUGUUUAACAUUUGAUUUUUGAUAUCCAACAUACUGUCUUAUUGUGAUGUCUAAAUAAAAAAUAAACUUUUCCAUAAAAGACAGAA